Messenger RNA from Mollisia scopiformis, 816 nucleotides. Its product is annotated as HAD-like protein. NCBI's taxonomy places the organism in Eukaryota, Fungi, Ascomycota, Leotiomycetes, Helotiales, Mollisiaceae. The coding region runs from base 1 to 816 and encodes 271 amino acids. Gene Ontology annotation, molecular function: phosphatase activity. The transcript is spliced from 2 exons. The record is from RefSeq and is a predicted model, not a curated record.
AUGGCAACUCCACGAACAGACUUUUCCCCAAUCAGGGCAUGCCUCUUCGACAUGGACGGCCUUCUCAUAAACACAGAGGACAUCUACACCCAGUGUCAUAAUAUCCUCUUAUCAACCUACUCCGCCGGCCCCAUGGACUGGAUCAUAAAACCCCAACUCCAAGGCCGACCCGCCGCCGAAGCAAUUCGUCGCCUCUUGGCCUAUUUCAAUCUAACACACAUCGACGCUGUCGAAUACACGUCCAAACUCCACGCGAUCCAAGACAUCGAGUUCAGGAAAGCCGAACCAUUACCCGGUGCCUUGAAACUGUUGCAAGAUUUGAACAACACGGGGAAAGUACAUAUUGCCCUCGCGACGAGUAGCUCGAAAUGGCAUUUUGGGAUCAAGACGAGUCGUUUGGGGGAUAUGUUUACUUUGUUUCCGGAGAAUAGACAGAUUCUGGGAGAUGAUACUAGGAUUGCGAAGGGGAGAGGAAAGCCGUCUCCAGAUAUCUAUCUUUUGGCGCUUAAAGCCAUCAAUGAGACUCUCGAGGAAGGAGAAGAGAAGAUUAAGCCAGAAGAGUGUUUGGUGUUUGAGGAUGCUGUUCCUGGUGUGGUUGCCGGGAGAAGAGCUGGGAUGAGGGUGGUUUGGGUGCCACAUCAGGAUUUGGCGAAGGUUAUGCAGGGGAAGGAAGAUCUGGUUUUGGCUGGACGGGGAGAGGAAGGGGAGGAAGAGAUGAGUGGUGAGGUGGUGGGAGAGAUAGGUGAUGGGUGGGCGGAGCAGAGGAUUAGUUUGGCAGAUUUCCCAUAUGAGAAGUAUGGAAUAGCUGUCAAGUGA